Argiope bruennichi is the source of this 1665-nucleotide messenger RNA. Its product is annotated as protein crumbs homolog 1-like. The transcript has 11 exons. Gene Ontology annotation, molecular function: calcium ion binding. The record is from RefSeq and is a predicted model, not a curated record. Lineage: Eukaryota; Metazoa; Arthropoda; Arachnida; Araneae; Araneidae. The coding region runs from base 117 to 1529 and encodes 470 amino acids.
UACAGCCUUGUCUUUCCAAAACACUAUGUAGGUUUUGCAUCCAUUCGUGUCUUCCGAGUUUAUUAAAAAGUACUUUUUUGUAAUAUUACUUACAAACUUAUGGAACGUAAAUUAAAAUGAGCAGAAUCUUAACAUUUUCAGUCACACUAGUGUUUUGUCUUGUUAUGUGUGUUGUGACAGCAAAAGAAACAAGAAAAAAUGAUGUUUUAUUAUCCGAGCCAGAAAGUAACUAUUCUAUUUCAAUGGAUAAGUCUAUAAAUAAAGAGUUUCAUAUCAAUGUAUCUGAACUGGAAGCAGAUCGAGCAGAUGAAUGCAAAUGCAAGAAUGGCAGGUGCAUGCGAGUUUGUGAUUUUGAGAAGACUGUACCAUGUUUGGAAAGGAAGAAAGUGUGCGUCUGCAGUCCUGGAUUCUCAGAAAAGGAUGGCGUAUGCGUAGAUUGCAAUUGUGGACAAGGGUUUAAUUGUACAUUCAAAAAGGAUGGCCGUGGUUCACGCCGGAAAAUUUGCUUUUGCCCGAAAGGCUACACAUUUUUCCAGUUCGAUUCCUCUGAUUCCUACGACGACUAUUGUAAACCCGAAUGCAGCGACGAACGGCCCUGCCAGAAUGGAGGUAUUUGUUCCGACGGGAAGUGCACUUGCUCAUGGGGCACUAUGGGAGAUCUCUGCGAAAAAAUCUACCUUUGUAGAUCAAUGUGUGAGAACAAACUUGAACUGAAUUGUCUCUACCACCUAUCUGAAAAGAUUCCCUAUUGUACUUGUAAGAAUUCGUCUCUUUAUUAUGAUCCAGAAGAAAAUUACUGCAAACCAUGCCCAUGUGGAAAGGGGGAUUGUGAAUAUUCAUUCGAUUAUAAUGAGCAGCAUUUGAAAUGCAAAUGUCAGCCUAAUUACAAGGAGUUCAGAGGCUACUGUAAACGAUGCGACUGCGGUUUCGGCUUUCCGUGUGAAUUUGAUUCGAAGGGAAAUAAAAUCUGUAAUUGUGAAGAUGGCUUCUACGAAAGGGAAGGAAGAUGUAUAAUGUGUGACUGCACACCUUAUGGUACUGACACCAAGUGUAAAAUAAUUGACAACGUGAAACGCUGCUAUUGCAAGGAAGGAUUCCAUGAUGUCCUUGGACAGUGCGAAGAUGUCGACGAAUGCGAAAUAUAUGACCCUUGUCAUCCAUCAGCAACAUGCUACAACAAGUAUGGAAGUUUCGAAUGUCGGUGUCCAGACGGUUAUGAGGGGUUAUCUGGAAAAAUAGUUAAACCAGGAGAAGUUUGUAAAGACAUCAACGAAUGUCAACAGACACCUAAUCCUUGCUGGCUUUAUAAUAAUGUAAAAUGCGUCGAUCUCCCCGGCUCUUUCAAGUGUGAAUGUUUUGAAGGAUAUGAGCCGAGUGGCUAUAAUAGAGAACCCCAAAGAACUUCAUGCGUUAGAACCACAAAAGCAUGGGGUCCUCCGCUAAUUGUACUCUUCACUUCCAUUGCUCUUAUCGUCAUAUCAUGUUUGGUGCACGUUCACGUGAAAAAGAGGGCGGCACGUUUAAAUUGAAGAAUUCAUUACUGUUUGACCUAUGACAUCCGACAGAACAUUUUUAUUGAAUUCAUUUGUGGACUGAUUGUACUUGUAAACUAUUUAACUUAUUUUUUCAUAUUUAAAAUAAAAGUAAAGGAAAUUUAUUGUUUUU